Molecule: messenger RNA, 2318 nt
Organism: Hyphopichia burtonii NRRL Y-1933
Lineage: Eukaryota; Fungi; Ascomycota; Pichiomycetes; Serinales; Debaryomycetaceae
Gene: PAN3
Product: Pan3p
Exons: 2
Coding region: 1-2229 (742 amino acids)
Biological process (GO): nuclear-transcribed mRNA poly(A) tail shortening; mRNA processing; protein phosphorylation
Cellular component (GO): PAN complex; P-body
Molecular function (GO): poly(A) binding; metal ion binding; protein kinase activity
Source: RefSeq, a predicted model, not a curated record
AUGAAUAUAAAUCCAGAUUCUGCAAAAGAUAUUCUAUGUAAGAAUAUUUUGAUUUAUGGAUAUUGUAAGUUUGAGAAUAAAGGAUGUGCAUUUAGUCAUCAUACAAAAGCAUCCCAGUCACCAUCAGCAAAUAAUAACAGUGCUAGUUCUGAUGGGUUAAGCAAUCAAGCCAGUAAUGAUUCCAGACGCAAAUUCAAUUUGAACACCCCAUCAUUUCAACCAUCUUCCCCCAGUGUUUCGAGUAUUACCAAUAAGUUUGCUACCUUAUCGCCUAAAUUGAAAGAAAUCCCGGUGUUUGUACCAAGCUCAUUGAAUGAACAGAAGGAUGGUGGUGCUACGAAACGAUUCAACGUGGCAACGGCGUCGUUCACUCCUUCGAAUCCGUACAAUGAGCCAUCGCCGUUAGUUCCAAACGCAAGUAUUCAACAAGUCAAAUCCAAGACUGGUCAAGUUAAUGCACCAGGAAAUGGCUUGAGCCAACAACAAGUAUCGGUGAACCCACAACAACAACCCCAGCAACAGCAGCAACAGCAGCCGUCUAAUAUCCUGCAGCAGCAAUAUCUCCAGCAACAGCAGCUUCAACAAUUGCAACAGCUUCAACAUUUACAACAGCAGCUGCAACAACAACAGCAACAACCUCAGCAACAGUCUCAACAACAACAAGCCCAGCAUUUACAACAACAGCAGCAGAAUCAAGUGGUUCCACCAUCAAGCCAAGUCCCACCCCAAUUAGUGGCCACUCCAACCCCACCACCGCAAACCAAUCCCUAUUUGAACUCACCAUUGACUGGCGGUCCACCAGGUAGUGGAUUACCCCCCGGGUCGUCUGAUUAUAUGUUUCAAGGACCAACUUCAAACUAUCCCUUAAAUUACCACUUAUAUGCUCCUGCACCACCACCAAGAUUAUCUAUUCCAUUGCCACCUCAUGAAACCAAUGUCAAUCUUAUGUUUAUACCAAAUGACUUGAGAGAAUAUUUGCAGAGAAAAAACGAAGCCACUUUACAAACAUUACCCAGAAGUAAUUUACCCGACCAUAUCAACGCAUACCAUUCAUUAGUACCAAUUGAUACAACUUUUGAUAAAGGCUCGAAAGUCUGGGGAGUGGCCAAUUUGAUUUUCAAGCUGUUUUCAAAUAUUGAUGGGAAUCCAUAUGCGUUAAGAAAGAUUGACAAUUCUUCCCUCAUUCGAAUAGUUAAUGAAUCACCAUUCAAAACGGUUAAAAAAUGGAAAUCGAUUAAAAACUCCAAUAUAGUACAACUUCAAGAAGCUUUCACUAGUAUGGCUUUUGGAGAAGGGAGCGCUCAACUAAUGGUAACUUACGACUAUUAUCCUAAUUCUAGUACUUUGGCCGAACAACAUAUAACUAGAAAAUUGGGUAGUAAAUUAGAACCGAUUACCGAAGACAUUUUAUGGAACUAUAUAAUACAAAUUACAAAUGCUUUAAUAAGUAUUCAUGAUAAAGGGUUGGCUGCAAGAUCAAGCUUGGAUAUAAGUAAAAUCAUUGUUACUAAUAAAAAUAGAAUCAGAUUGAGUAGUGUUGGAAUUGACGACAUUUUAUAUCACGAUGAAGACGAAAUUAAAAUUAGUCAAGUUGGCUUAAGUGAACAUAUUUCAAUCUUACAAAGAGCCGAUAUACAAAAAUUCGGUAAGUUGAUUCUUGAAUUAGUAACCGCAGCAAAAUCAUUCAGUAAGAAUUCUCCAAUUGAUGAUAUUAUUUCGAGUUUAAAAAUUUCCAAUGCAUAUUCUCUAGAUUUUUUAAAAGUUUUAGAAAUGCUUAACUAUCAAACUGAAAAAUUUGAUUUGAGAAAAUUCAGUGAAAAGUAUUUGAAUUCUAAAAUGCUUGAAGUUAUUAAUAACUUGCAAGACCUGAAUGAUUACAUCGAAAGUCAAUUUAGUGGAGAACUAGAAAAUGCAAGAUUAUUCAGACUUUUAACCAAGAUCAACUUCAUCAUUGAUAGACCCGAACAAUCCAAGAAAUUCGAGUACAGCGAUAGCGGCAACAAGUACAUCAUCAAGCUAUUCAGAGACUACAUUUUCUGUCAGUACGAUGAAUUUGGUAAAUCAAUUGUUGAUUUGUCCAAAGUUUUGAUUAACUUGAAUAAACUUGAUGCUGGGAUCGAAGAAAAAAUCCUCUUGGUCAGCAGAGAUGAAAAAACCUGUAUUAUAGUCAGCUACAAAGAAGUUAGAGACAUUAUCGAAAGCAUUUUCCGUGGUAUCAUCCGAAAUUAGCUAAUUUGAUAUAUUUAUAUAACUCCAAAAACACCGAAAACCCGAAAAAAAUCAAACAAAAUAAACACAAUAAAAUAACAUCGUAAUCA